CCUUUGCUUCCCAUUUCCAGAUUCUGGGGAGCAGGUCCUCGUGGAUGUGGAGACCAAGAGCAAUAAGGAGAUCAUGGAGCACAUCAGGAAAAUCCUAGGGAAGAACAAGGAAACCCUGGAGGAGGAGGAGCAGGAGAAAAAGCAGCUAUCUCACCCAGCCCACUUUGGGCCCCGAAAGUACUGCCUGCGGGAGUGUAUCUGCGAGGUGGAAGGGCAGGUGCCCUGCCCGGGCCUGGUGCCCUUACCCAAGGAGCUGACAGGGAAGUACAAAGCAAUGCUGAAGGCCAGCACCCAGGACUGAGGCCCCAGGCCACACCCAGGGAAGCCCCUGGUUCUGUCCCUGGCGGGACUCUGAAAGAUCUCUUUGCCGUGAGAGGGUCCCCUUUUGCACACCUGUGUGAAAGGACGUGGCAGGGUCGGGGGAGUAUCUCCGCUCUAUCAGGUCAAUAAAAUGUGUCCUGGUCCCCGGCA
Leptonychotes weddellii (Weddell seal) is the source of this 471-nucleotide messenger RNA. The record is from RefSeq and is a predicted model, not a curated record. Lineage: Eukaryota; Metazoa; Chordata; Mammalia; Carnivora; Phocidae.